Molecule: messenger RNA, 3538 nt
Organism: Arachis duranensis
Lineage: Eukaryota; Viridiplantae; Streptophyta; Magnoliopsida; Fabales; Fabaceae
Product: inactive protein kinase SELMODRAFT_444075
Exons: 10
Coding region: 996-3242 (748 amino acids)
Biological process (GO): protein phosphorylation
Molecular function (GO): ATP binding; protein kinase activity
Source: RefSeq, a predicted model, not a curated record
CACAACAAAGCUUCUGAGUUCUGAUCGUAACACAUCUUUUCCUUCUUCCCCAGAAACAAACAAAUAAAAUAAAAUCCAUUCAUUUUCACUCAACCAACACUCCUUUUCCUUUUUCUCUUUCUGGGUUUUCUCUAUCUCUACUAAAGUUUUCAACUUUGCUCCAUUUCUUGGGUUGAAACGUUGGGUUGUGAAGAAGGAACAGUGCAUUGAAUCACAUAUAUCUGAAAGGGGUUGAUAUAUGAUUGGAUUGGUUUCUGUUGAAAAAGGAAGGAACACUAUUUCUGUUGAGGAAUCUUUUGGCAUUUUCGAUAAUAGAGCCAACUAGUUGGAUCCAAAAUCACUCAGAAACCCUCCCCUUUACCUUUUUUUUUUCCUGUUUUCUUCAUCUUUCUUUUCAACUAUUUUUUUCCUUUUUUUGACUUUGGUGGGGGUGGUUUUGAAGGCUCAUUCAUAAAAAAGCAAAAGAAGAACGGCUAGGGAAGGGUCCUUCCUCUUUUGCCUUUUAAAAAAUUCUUACUUAUACACAUAGCACAGUAAGUGUUUGUGUAAAUGUGUGUGUGAAUGAGCAGUAGUUACUUUGAAUCUUCUUGAAUUUCAGAAACACACUGAAAUGGAGCACAUUGCAUUUUGAGCCACAAAAUAUCAAAAAACAAGGAGGGGGUAUCUGAUUCUGAUUCCUCACGGAUUUUUGGUACUUUGCUUUGGGGGAAUGUACCUGCAGAAUCAUCAUUCUCAUAUAUAGGUGACAAGAAAGGAAACAACAAGAUUCUGUGAACGUUGCAAGAGGGUCUUUUUUAUCUUUUCUUGUUGCUUGUUUGAAUUUGGUUAAAAGGGCCUUUGUCCAUGGCUACGGAAUGUGCAAUCAUGUUUUGGUGAUAAUUGUUCUAGUGGGGAAAAGGCUAAAUUAUGAUGUUGAAGGUUUUGCUGUGUGUUUCUGAGAUUUGAGAGUAAAAUCUUUUGAGCAAGGUAGUAUCUACUCUCUAUUGUUGGUGGUGAUGAGUCGAGAGCAACAGAAGGGGAUAGGGAAGCAAGUCAAAGGCUCCGAUGGCGCUGAGAAGGUUAUCGUUGCCGUUAAGGCGUCGAAAGAAAUUCCGAGGACUGCACUUGUUUGGUCCCUCACUCAUGUUGUUCAACCUGGAGAUUGCAUCACCCUGCUAGUGGUUGUGCCUUCUCAAAGUUCAGGCAGAAGAUUAUGGGGUUUUCCUAGAUUUGCUGGUGAUUGUGCCAGUAUCAGUAAAAAGUAUCCUCCAGGAACAGUUUCAGAGCAGAAGCAUGAUAUCACUGAUUCUUGUUCUCAAAUGAUCCUUCAGCUCCAUGACGUGUAUGAUCCGAAUAAGAUAAAUGUCAGGAUUAAAAUUGUUUCUGGAUCUCCUUGUGGAGCAGUGGCCGCAGAAGCCAAGAAAGCGCAAGCCAAUUGGGUUGUAUUAGACAAACAGCUCAAACAUGAAGAAAAGCGAUGCAUGGAAGAGCUACAGUGUAAUAUUGUGGUCAUGAAGCGUUCCCAACCAAAAGUACUCCGCUUGAAUUUGAUUGGAUCGCAAAAGGAAGCUGAUGAAUCACGUCCAUUGCCUUCUGAGCAUGAUGAGCUGGCUGGAAAUCAAACCAAAAAGAAUACUGAUUCACUAAAUUCCAUUAAGGGGCCUUCUGUAACUCCAACUAGCAGCCCGGAGCAAGGGACUCCAUUUACUGCAACGGAAGCUGGAACUUCAUCAGUUUCAAGCUCUGAUCCAGGAACUUCACCAUUCUUUAUCUCAGAGACAAAUGGUGAGUUGAAGAAAGAGGAGACUAUCAAAGAAAAUCAAGAACUUGAUGAUUCAGACACAGAAAGUGAAAGUUUGUCCACAUCUUCGGCAAGCUUGAGAUUCCAGCCAUGGAUCACAGAAUUACUUUUACAUCAACAAUCAUCUCAACGAAACGAAGAAAGGCCAGAAAUUUCUCAAGAUAUGCCUCAAACAUCUACAACUAGAGCCUUGCUAGAAAAGUUCUCAAGGCUCGAUCGAGGAGCUGGAAUUGAAAUAUCAAAUUAUAGAAAUGAGUCAGAUUUUAGUGGAAAUCUCAGAGAGGCAAUAUCAUUAUCUAGAAAUACUCCGCCUGGUCCACCUCCAUUAUGUUCGAUAUGUCAACACAAGGCACCUGUUUUCGGAAAACCUCCAAGAUGGUUCAGCUAUGCCGAGUUAGAACUUGCCACUGGUGGAUUUUCUGAGGCCAACUUCCUGGCUGAGGGGGGAUUUGGAUCCGUUCACAGAGGGGUUCUACCGGAUGGACAAGUCGUUGCUGUCAAGCAACAUAAAUUGGCUAGUUCUCAGGGUGACCUUGAGUUUUGCUCAGAGGUAGAAGUCCUGAGUUGUGCUCAGCACCGAAAUGUUGUUAUGCUGAUUGGAUUCUGCAUAGAGGAUAAGAGAAGGCUACUAGUUUACGAGUACAUAUGCAAUGGAUCAUUGGAUUCACAUUUAUAUGGGAGACAGCGAGAACCAUUAGAAUGGGCUGCACGGCAAAAAAUUGCCAUUGGAGCUGCUCGUGGGUUACGAUAUCUUCAUGAAGAGUGCAGAGUGGGAUGCAUUAUCCACCGUGACAUGCGGCCUAACAACAUUCUCAUAACUCAUGAUUUUGAACCACUGGUUGGUGAUUUUGGAUUGGCGAGGUGGCAACCUGAUGGAGACACGGGUGUGGAAACCCGAGUAAUUGGAACAUUCGGGUAUUUGGCUCCUGAAUAUGCUCAAAGCGGCCAAAUAACUGAAAAAGCUGAUGUUUAUUCAUUCGGGGUGGUAUUGGUGGAGCUUGUUACAGGGAGAAAAGCUGUGGAUCUCACGCGGCCUAAGGGACAGCAGUGUCUUACUGAGUGGGCACGACCUCUGUUGGAAGAAUAUGCCAUUGAGGAACUGAUUGAUCCAAGGCUGGGGAACCAAUACUUAGAAAAUGAGGUCUAUUGCAUGUUGCAUGCUGCAUCAUUAUGCAUACGGCGAGAUCCUCAUUCUAGACCACGCAUGUCACAGGUUCUUCGUAUACUGGACGGCGACAUGGUCAUGGACACAAGUUACAUUUCAACUCCAAGUUAUGAUGUGGGAAACCGGAGUGGCCGACUCUGGUCGGAGCCGCUGCAGAGGCAGCACCAUUACAGCGGUCCUCUGUUAGAAGAGUCACUUGAAUCAUUCAGUGGGAAGCUAUCUCUUGACAAAUACAGGCCUGCAUAUUGGGAUAGGGACAACAAAGCAAGAAGGACUUCAUGUGAAGAUAACAUUUAAAAAGGGGUUGAUACUUGAUCAAAAUUGAAAAUUGCUUUUUUCUUGUUAUGCUAAAUAUGUUUAUUUUCCCUCCUAUUUUGUAGUUUUGCAUCUUUCUAUCUAUCUUUCUGCAGUGAGAUCUAAUUUUGCAUCUGUGUAUAAUAGCAGGGUGAAAGUAGGAUAGGUAAAAAAAUAUAGAAGCUUUUGAAAUUCUUCAGGGAAAAUCAUGUACACACUAUUGUGCCUAAAAGGGCCUCUUUGACUUGAGAGAGUUUGUGGGGUCUUGAAAUGAAAUGAAAUGGAGUAGCUUCUUCUAA